AUGGGUCCCGAUGCGGCCGAGGAGCUCACAGCGUCCGCAGACUACGAUUACCCAGCGGAGGUCAACUCCACGGGGACGGAGGAACAUUUCUCCAGGUGGGAGUUGUCCUACAUGACGAUCUUCAUCCCCAUCCUCUACUCCUUCAUUUUCCUCCUUGGCUUCGUGGGGAACCUCUUUGUCAUCAUGCUGAUGGCCAAGAAGAGAGGCAACAAGAGGAUGGUGGAUACUUUUGUGCUGAACCUGGCCGUGGCUGACAUGAUCUUCGUCUGCACCCUGCCCUUCUGGGUCGUGGCAGGUGCCUGCGGCAACCGCUGGCAGCUCGGGGAAGGGCUCUGCAAGUUGAGCAGCUACGCCAUCACCGUGAACCGCUGCUCCAGCAUCCUCUUCCUCACUGCCUUGAGCGUAGAGCGCUACCUGGUCGUCAGGAAAGUGCUGGAUACCAAGAUGACGGGGUCCAAGAGGCACAUCUUUGUCACCUGUGGGCUAAUCUGGGUUGUGUCCCUCCUCAUGGGUGCACCAUCUCUGGAGUACCGGCGGCUAGAUGGAGAUGACUGUUGGGAUGAAGAUGGGGAGGAUUUCAGCCUGGCCAUGGUCUUCCUCACCUUCAUCCUGCCCUUGGUGGUCAUCUUGUUCUGCUACUGCUCCAUCUACUACAGGCUGCACAGGCACAUUAGGCUGGGGAAGGGGAUGAGGAACUCCCACCGGAUCAUCUUCACCAUCGUUGGAGCCUUCAUCUGCUCCUGGCUGCCCUUGAAUGUCUGCAAGGUGUUGCUCUUCUUCAUCGCGAAGGGGAUGCUGCUCCCCUCCGAGGCGGAGGAGGAGGCCUUGAGGUGGCUCGUCACCAGCAGCACGUGCUUGGCCUUCAUGAAUAGCUGCAUCAACCCCAUCAUUUACACCCUCAUGGAUCGCCAUUUCCGGCGCCAGCUGCUGCCCCCGCGUCUCCGGGUGCUCUGCCUUUCCCCGGCGGAGAAGGGGCACAGCGUGGCCACGACGUCCUCCGUGACCGAGUCCAGCCUCAUGUUUGGCGUCAGGACCAAGCCGCCCGCGCCGCCGGGACAGCAGCCGGCGCCGUAAGAGGGGAAGAACCGGG
Rhea pennata is the source of this 1090-nucleotide messenger RNA. Its product is annotated as probable G-protein coupled receptor 25. The coding region runs from base 1 to 1074 and encodes 357 amino acids. NCBI's taxonomy places the organism in Eukaryota, Metazoa, Chordata, Aves, Rheiformes, Rheidae. The record is from RefSeq and is a predicted model, not a curated record. Gene Ontology annotation, molecular function: C-C chemokine binding; C-C chemokine receptor activity. The transcript has a single exon. Gene Ontology annotation, biological process: immune response; calcium-mediated signaling; positive regulation of cytosolic calcium ion concentration. Gene Ontology annotation, cellular component: membrane; external side of plasma membrane.